AUGAGCAUUUCUGAGAUUAAAGACUUCCUUGUCUUACCUGUUGAUCUUCCAGGUGCCAAGGCGCCUCACUACAUAUAUUUCAAGAAGCAUAGCGGGAAAUCUAGCACUGAUGGGCAGAACAAUUCAUUAUUUUUAUUCAACUUACCAAUAAACACUACAACUUCUACGAUCAAAAAAUAUCUCCUGUCUGUGGCUAUCGGAGCCACUUUAGAGUCUUUUGCACCCAGUCUCUUGACUAAUUACCCCGAGGAUUUUUGGAUCGAUUUGACCAAAUUGACGUCAGACCUUGAGUUGCUGACCAACUUGAACAGUAACAUAGAUCAAGACUACAACACCGGUAACACUAUCGGAGCCAAGCUUCCUAAACACUGUGGGAUUCUCACUUUUAUUGACAAAUCGUCAUUACAACUAGCAUUUACAUCAUUGAAGAAACUCUCUUCUAACCAAACAUCUUCCAAGUGGCCAAUAGAUGAGGCCAACUUCGGAGGAUCUUCAUAUUUCCUCAGCAAGUAUCAAGGCCAGAUAUUGGAUAAUGAAUGGUUAUCCGGAAUAGUUUCUCAAUCAUUAAUUGACUUUGAUGCCGCAGAGCAGAAGUCUAUAAACGAUUUACAACAACUGACGGAGCUUGUGGAUGAAGAUGGGUUCACUUUGGUUGUCGGGUCUCACAGAAAGACUAAGGCAAGUAUCUUAGGAAAACAAAAGUUGGCAUCUACAGUGGAAGUGGAAAGAGCACAAAAGAACCUCAAAAAGAAGGAAAAGGAUGAUUUCUACAGAUUCCAGUUGAGACAAAGGAAGAAGGAUGAAAUGAACGACUUGUUAAAGAAGUUUAAGUUGGACCAAGAAAGGGUUCGUUUAAUGACUGAGAAGAAGAGAUUCAGGCCGUACUAA
Molecule: messenger RNA, 888 nt
Organism: Dujonia railenensis
Lineage: Eukaryota; Fungi; Ascomycota; Pichiomycetes; Serinales; Debaryomycetaceae
Source: the annotation of a GenBank genome assembly